Messenger RNA from Ananas comosus (pineapple), 1575 nucleotides. RefSeq names its product UPF0481 protein At3g47200-like. The coding region runs from base 1 to 1575 and encodes 524 amino acids. The record is from RefSeq and is a predicted model, not a curated record. Lineage: Eukaryota; Viridiplantae; Streptophyta; Magnoliopsida; Poales; Bromeliaceae. The transcript has a single exon.
AUGGAUGGAUGCCGGAGAAGGUGGGGAUGCAUGGCUAGCCCAGAAGAGCAUCUAAUUUAUAUUGCCGAUGCUGCUGCCAGCAGAUCUGGAUCUGGUGAAAGCGUCGGCACCAGAUCCGAUGAGGAGGAGGAUGGUAGUCUUCCUAGCAAACCUCAUGGGGAUGAGGAGUGGAUCAGAGAGGUGGAGAACAAAAUGUGCCGCGCACUCUUGGAUUCGAUGUUGUGGCCCUUCCAGUCCCCAGAUGAAAGAGAAACCACGAUUUGCAAGUUUACGCUGGGUAAGGAGAUCUCUCGGCCAAGGUUCGCGACGAUCGGGGAGUUCUCUCAGCCCAGAGUGGUGACAAUAGGGCCAUUUCAUCGGCAGGAGAGCACGAGUAUUUCCGACGACCAGAAAUGGGUGAUUGUGUGCUUCAUGAAUUUAUUGUGCGGUCUCGACUUGGCGCGCUGCCUCGUAAAGAUGAAAGAGGAAGCAAAAAAAGCUCGCAACAGCUACUCCGAUUUAGAUAUAUCGCAAAGCUCCGGCCCUAAAGACUACACAAGUUUCACAGAGAUGCUGCUCCUCGAUAGCUACUUCAUCUUGUUUAUCCUGACCGUUAAGAUACGCAAAAGACCGGCAGGUUAUACACUGAUGCCGCCAACACCUGAUUCUGCAAACCCACUCAAGUUGUUUCGCGACGACGCGACUAAAUUUCUCGACAUCAUAUUCAACAAAGACGAGAUCGCGCUCGAUCUACUGAUCCUUGAUAACCAAAUCCCCUUCUUCGUGAUCGAGGAGCUAUUUAAGGAGCUCAAGUUGGAUAAGCCCCUCCUCGAGUACGCCCUCGAGUUCUUCGAGAUGAUCCAUCCGAGGUCUGCCCGACAUUUCAUAGACGAGAAUAUUAGUCCUCCCAAAUUCCUACAUCUGCUCGAUCUUUUCCACUGGUCUCGGGUCCCGCAGAACAAGUACAUCGAACCAAUUAUUAGUUCGUCUUCUAAACAGCUAGAUUCUAUAUACUGGGCACCCUAUACUCCGAAUGCGAUGGAACUCAGAGAAUCCGCAACAAUGUUCGAAAAGAAGACGUCCGGCAGCAGCUCGCUAGAUAUCACAUUUCGGAGGCGUUGGUUUAAACACAUUAUUGGGGUGCUCGACAUCCCGGAGCUACACAUCCGCGACUAUAGCAGCUUCAUCUUCCAUAACCUCAUCGCCUUCGAGAUGCAAUCUUCAAGCCGGGGCCGCUGCACCGUGGCCUUUUCUGCACUUAUGCGCAACUUUCUGCAAAGAGAGGAAGAUGUGAAGCUGCUUCGGCAGAGAGGCAUCUUGGUGAGCUCGUCCAUGACCGACAGACAACUCAUCGAUCUCUUCGCGCGCUUGAGCAGAUUGACUGAAAACCAUCAAAUGCCGAGCGAUCUGUUUAACAUAUGCCAUCAGGUCCUAUCUCACCACAACCACCCAGUGAAUCAGUUCUGCGGCAGCGUCAUUAUCCGGUACUUCCCCAGCCCACUGGUGACUCUUUCUGUAUCUGCCGCCGCCGUGCUUUUUGUUCUCAGCCUCUUGCAAACCAUAUAUGCUAUGAUCAGUUACCACCACCUUGGGUGA